Molecule: messenger RNA, 1104 nt
Organism: Mus pahari (shrew mouse)
Lineage: Eukaryota; Metazoa; Chordata; Mammalia; Rodentia; Muridae
Gene: Ltap1
Product: chromosome 4 C1orf43 homolog
Exons: 6
Coding region: 245-814 (189 amino acids)
Biological process (GO): phagocytosis
Source: RefSeq, a predicted model, not a curated record
AAGUCACGUGGCGGGGGGCGGAACUGGGACGGGAAGGUCCUCUGCUUGACUAGCGCCCCCAUCCUCCAUGUUUUCUGACAGUCUGUAGCCUGGUUGGUUGUUUUGUUUUGUUUUUUUAAUCGAAAACCAUAUGGAAAUGUUCGGAGAGCUCCAGGGAACCUAGGUGCCCUGGCUUCGGCAGAGCCUGGGCUAACGCGCGAGCGCGGCGGGACUGUCCUAGCAGGUGUUCCCGGAGAGAGAGGCGAUGGCGUCUAGUAGUAACUGGCUUUCUGGAGUGAAUGUCGUGCUGGUGAUGGCGUACGGGAGCUUGGUAUUCGUACUGCUGUUUAUUUUUGUGAAGAGACAAAUCAUGCGCUUUGCAAUGAAAUCUAGAAGGGGACCUCAUGUUCCUGUAGGACACAAUGCCCCCAAGGACUUAAAAGAGGAGAUCGAUAUUCGACUAUCCAGGGUUCAGGAUAUCAAGUAUGAACCCCAGCUCCUUGCAGAUGAUGAUACCAGACUACUGCAGCUGGAAACCCAGGGGAAUCAAAGUUGCUACAACUAUCUAUACAGAAUGAAAGCUCUAGAUGCCAUCCGUGCCUCUGAGAUCCCAUUUCAUGCUGAAGGCCGGCACCCCUGUUCUUUAAUGGGUAAGAAUUUCCGCUCCUACUUGCUAGAUCUGCGAAAUACUAGCACUCCUUUCAAGGGUGUUGGAAAAGCCCUCAUCGAUACCCUCCUGGAUGGAUAUGAGACAGCACGCUAUGGGACAGGGGUCUUUGGCCAGAGUGAGUACUUGCGAUAUCAAGAGGCCUUGAGUGAGCUGGCCACUGUGUGAGUAUGGUAGGGACCUGAAAGAAGGCUAGUUAGACAUUUAUGUACAGUAAGGAGAAAAAUCACAAGGUCUAGGCCAGACCAGGCUGUAUCUAAGUAAAUAAGUAAACAAAAGUACAGAAGAAUACAGAAGUGCUAGACUGUUCUCAUAAAACUUGCCAGGAUUAAAUACAAAAGUGGAUAUUUUGCUCUAUAAGCUAUCAAGAGAAACUUCUACUUUGUGUGCAAAUCUUGGGUUUUAUUCUUGUUUUGGAUUUUAUUUUUUUGUCUACCCCACUAAAAUGUCAAAUAAAU